Messenger RNA from Linnemannia hyalina, 600 nucleotides. The record is from the annotation of a GenBank genome assembly. NCBI's taxonomy places the organism in Eukaryota, Fungi, Mortierellomycota, Mortierellomycetes, Mortierellales, Mortierellaceae.
AUGAAGUCAACUCAAGCUUUCACUCUGUUUACCAUCGCGCUCCUUACCACCCUCGCGACCACCACCUUCCGCUUCGCAUCGGUCGAUGCCCUGGCCGUGCCCUUCAAGGAGGCUCGCGUCUUUGACGACUACCCCGUCGUCUUCCGCGAGCUCGUCGCCAAUGAGAUUGAUGUCGGCGCCUGUAGCAAGGCUGUCCUCUCCGGAAAAAACCAAUCCAUCCCCGUUCAGUCCAUCGACAUCCCGGCCAACUGGCAUGCCAUCUCCGUCCGCCUGGAUGAUUUCGAAGCCUCCCGCUCAGAAGUCUGCAAUCAGUGCGUGAUUCUCCGAUCUGCCGAGACCGACAAGACGAUUCUUGCGACCCUUGCCGGCGACUGCUCCAGCUGUGAGGAAAACCAGAUCAAUCUGACACCUGCGGCCUACAAGGCUAUUAAUGAGGGGGCCGCGUCGAAUGAGACUGCUUCGGGUGCCACUCCUGCAACUGUGUCGGAGGGGUUCUUUUCAGUCGUGCCUUGCCCUCGUAACGCUGGGGAGGUUGCCAAGUUUGCAAAGGCUUUGGGCAUUCCUGCCAAGACCAUCGAGGAGACUCUUAAGCGUGGAUGA